Molecule: messenger RNA, 674 nt
Organism: Saccostrea cuccullata (small rock oyster)
Lineage: Eukaryota; Metazoa; Mollusca; Bivalvia; Ostreida; Ostreidae
Exons: 8
Coding region: 63-674 (203 amino acids)
Source: RefSeq, a predicted model, not a curated record
CAUUGUUCUAGUCAGAGUCAUUAGUCCUGCACAUUAUCAGUAAAGGUGUUUCACAGUGUAAAAUGUUUGUGUCUAACGUAUUUUUAGUCAUCUUUGUGAUAAUCAGAAUCGACACUGUGGAUGCACUGCAUUGUCUUAGUUGUACCGCUGUUGUCUCUCCGAGGCAUUGCCAUUCUAUACAAAAAUGUGAUCAAGGAAAGGUGUGUUUUACCCAGAGGUAUACAGGAAUAAAUGGAGAAGUUCUAUAUGACACAGGUUGUCACACCCCAUCAAUCUGCUCUAAGCGGAAGUUACCUGGAUUGUUAAAAAGCCACAACCCUGCCUAUGCCCACACAGAACAGUGUAUAGAAUGCUGUACUACUGAUGCUUGUAAUCACAAAGGCUGUGGGGGAUUAGAUUACCCAAGUAAAAGAGGUCCCCUCUGUUUUAACUGUCCUCAAUCGGUAGACCCUGCAGAUUGUAGUUCUGUCACAGUUUGUGAUGAAAACGAGAUUUGUCAUCUACGCGAGGAAGUUGAAUUUGGUGAUUCCAUUUUUGUACAAUCCUGUUCACAAAAACAUAUUUGUGACAGUGGUAGUCCAAACAUUUUCGGAAAGAGAACAACUGAACGUUGUCUGAGAUGUUGCAAUUCAGAUUUAUGUAACCUAGAAUGUAUGCCUUAUGAUUAUUGCUGA